AUGGCAAAGAUGGUGUUUGGACCAACUGCUAAUGUUAAUCUAUUCACUGUGACUGCACUGAAGUCCAUGUGUUCAUUAGAAGAGGAGCUGAUAGCGUUAGAUUCUCCUUGUCUUUCUUGGUCGUUAGGAAACUCUGUUGCUGUGUUUAAUGGGAAAUCAUCAUGCUUAAAUAUUACUGAUGAGGAUGUGGAUAAGAUGUUAGAGACUUUACUGAAUUGUGAAGGAUAUUAUAACGAUGGUACAUUGCAUGAUGACUGUUGGCAGACAUCUCAAUGCAGUGUUCCUACCUAUUGUGCCAAGUAUAAUAUUGUGUACAAUAUUUUUCAUUUUCUGACCAGUAUCAAUUUUAAGCCAUCAGAAGGGACAGUAAAAACCGCUAUUACAGUGUUGCCUGUAUAUAGGUAUAAUGAUGAUCUAAUUGAAAUAUUUCAGAAAAGUUUUCCAGACGGGAAACCUGUCAGUGAUGGUAUAAGUACUGUCACUUCCCUUGAUUUUGAAAUUAAAUCUGACAUAUUUUCCGACUAUUUAUUAGAAGAUUCUAAAUAUGGGGUAAUUGCUGCCUGCAUCAUAUUACUUUUCAUGUGGUUAUACAUUGGAUCAAUUUUUAUCGUUCUAAUGGCUGUACUUUCCAUGUUUUUUUCUCUAAUUUUUGCAUACUUUAUUUACACGGUUGUAUUACAGAUCUUUUUCUUUCCUUUUAUGAAUAUGCUUGCCUUUGUUUUGUUGAUUGCCAUUGGUGCUGAUGAUGCCUUUGUUUACUGUGAUAUAUGGAAGCACACUAAACAGGCCAAUGCACAGAGCACUAAAGAGUCUAUAAUUGGCAAAGCAUUACGGCAUGGUUUUCUUACAAUGUUUGUCACUAGUUUUACUACUGCUGCAGCACUAUUUGCUAACAUUGUCAAUCCAAUUACAUCUAUUCGCUGUUUUUCCAUCUAUACAGGCAUAGCUAUUUUAUGUAAUUUUAUUCUGACAGUGACAUGGUUACCGGCUGCAGUGUCAUUGCAUGAUAUAUGCUCUGCAUUCCUAUGCUGCGAAGAACAUUCCCCCAUUAUGAAAAAUUUACUUGUUAGUACAUGCUGUACAGGUGUUCGGAAAAUAUCCUUCUUUUUCACAGAAACUGGAAGGAUUUUUUUUGAUAAACUUCUUCCAUGGUUAGUGAUCAAAUUCCGGUACUUGUGGCUAAUCAUGCUAUCACUGUUUACUAUUGGGGGUUUUAUAGUGGUCUUUGUAACUCCGAAACUUUCUCUACCAACAGUGAAUGAUCUCCAAUUGUUUACAUCAUCUCACCUUUUAGAAACAUAUCAACUCAAGUACAAAGACAGAUUUCACUUUGAAAAUGUGCAAAAUAAGGAGAUAUAUGGCCAAGCACCAGUACGCGUUGUCUUUGGUAUUGAAGCCAAUGAUAAUGGCGACUAUUUGGAUCCAGAUAACUUUGGAAAUGUAACAUUUACGUCAACAUUUGAUGUUUCAACUGCUGCGUCACAAGAAUGGUUACUUAAUUUCUGUGCACAGUUGAGAAAUCAAUCAUUUAUUCUCACAUCACAGGGUGUACAAAUUGAAAAUUGUUUGAUUGAAACGUUUAAAUGGUGGAUGGAUAGUCGUGUUUUACUGGAUACAGAGUCUCUCAAAGUGUGCAUUGUUUAA
This is a messenger RNA of Saccoglossus kowalevskii, 1644 nucleotides long. RefSeq names its product protein dispatched homolog 1-like. Gene Ontology annotation, molecular function: transmembrane transporter activity. NCBI's taxonomy places the organism in Eukaryota, Metazoa, Hemichordata, Enteropneusta, Harrimaniidae. Gene Ontology annotation, biological process: smoothened signaling pathway. Gene Ontology annotation, cellular component: membrane. The record is from RefSeq and is a predicted model, not a curated record.